This is a messenger RNA of Rhincodon typus (whale shark), 2580 nucleotides long. It is a transcript of the gene mgme1, whose product is annotated as mitochondrial genome maintenance exonuclease 1. Gene Ontology annotation, cellular component: mitochondrion. The record is from RefSeq and is a predicted model, not a curated record. Gene Ontology annotation, biological process: mitochondrial DNA replication. Gene Ontology annotation, molecular function: single-stranded DNA exodeoxyribonuclease activity. The coding region runs from base 681 to 1733 and encodes 350 amino acids. The transcript is spliced from 8 exons. NCBI's taxonomy places the organism in Eukaryota, Metazoa, Chordata, Chondrichthyes, Orectolobiformes, Rhincodontidae.
ACCACGCGGCGGCAAAUCGCAGCGAUCCGCGCGUGCCCGUUCGGUUACGGAGCUGGUUGCCAUUUCUGAGGGAUGCUCGGACGGCGCCAGCGUAGGAACUUGCCCUCGCUAUGUGUUUUGGGAGUUGUAGUGCCUUUGACUGGUUGUCUUAAUUCGUGUGGCGGAGAGAUGAACUACAAUUCCCAGCAGCGACCGCUUCCCGAUCGCGCUGAACACUCGUAGCGCGUGCUUACCGUGCUCUUUGGCGGCGGGAGCCGUUGGGAAGAAGCGUGCCAGAGGACUGUAAGGCAGCUAAUGUGUCAUUAUUCAAGAAUGGUGAUAGGGGUAAACCUGGAAACUACAGACCACAGAUACAAACCGUGCCUGUCUGACUUUUCCUCUGAAGACAACCAACCCAUUCCAGGUGUUAAUCCAGAAAACCUUCUCUGAACUGCUUCCAACACAUUUACAUGCUUCCUUAAAUAAGGAUAUCAAAACCGUACAUGCUACACCAGAUGUGGUCACACCAGUGUCCUGCAUAACUGAAGGAUCCAUUAGAUACCAAGAGUGCUGAAGCCGAGUCCCAGGGGAUGUUGUCUUCGAGUUAAUCUUUGAAGAACUACAGUGGCUUUCUUCUUUAACCAGUUUCAAAGUAAAUAUCAAGAUGAUCUGACCUGUGCCUCCAUCCAUCAAGUUGGGAAAUGAAAUUCUAUUCUGUGCUGAAUGCUGCAACCUGCAGAGUACUUCAGAACUCUUUCAAACAAUACUGGCAUGCAGUGCAAAAUGAGCGGGUCUUCGAACAUCACAGCUUUUCUACCUUCCUAUCUCUUAAUUGCCAGAGAAAGGAUGUCAGCAAAUAUGAACAAGUAGAUUGUAAGAAAUAUGCCUCCUUGGUCCGUUCUGUUGUCUCAACAAAUGUCAGCCCCCAGACCCCCGAGACCCUGCUCGGUGAGGAUAGCUGCUUGUACGGACCAGUCAUCAGAUCAAAACCGGCCAGUGCAGAUACAGAAUCUGAAAGCCCGCAAAAUCUGGCUCCGUUCCUGAACUUUGAACGCCAGAAUACUAAGUAUGAACCAGGGCCUGUGCUCAAACUACCACUGCAGUUAAAGUCACAGGGGGAUCACUCGAAGGCCAGCUUGCCCAGUGUGACACGCAUCUUGCAAUUGACCAAGAGUUUGGAGCAAGCGUUUUACUUGGAGCGAUGGAAACGGAGAAUGAUAACUGAGCUUGGCCAAGAUGGUUUCAAGGAGUAUUCUAAAAAUAUUCUCAAUCGAGGAAAGCUUUUCCAUUCUGCUUUGGAGGAGACCCUUCUCUCAACCAAAAUUCCAAAAACUGAUGAUGAAGAAAUUGCAGGGUACUUGCAAAGUGUGCAGGGAAUCUUAGCAGACAUUAGAGGAAUUCGAGUCUUGGAGAGUGUUGUGAGUCAUCAGCCAUUACAGUACAUGGGGCUGGUAGACUGCGUUGCAGAAUAUCGGGGCAAGUUAUGUGUUAUAGACUGGAAAACUUCUGAGAAGCCAAAGCCAUAUUUUCGAAACACCUUUGAUAACCCCCUUCAGGUGGCAGCAUAUGCAGGUGCCCUGAACCAUGAUGACAACUAUAACUUUCAGGUUGAGCGGGGACUGAUUGUGGUGGCUUACAAAGAUGGUUCACCUGCACAUGCUCACUUCAUGGACCGUGAACUGUUCCUCGCUUGCUGGAAGAAAUGGCUGCUUCGGCUGGAGAAAUACAAGGAGAAAAUUCAUGCCUCCCUGUGACUGGCUUGACAAUGUCUUGGGGUUGAAAGAGUACUGCAAUGAGAUACACUGACCUAGGUCCCAAAAAUAUCCCAUGAACAAAGCAAUCUUCAGGCAUUAGUGUUAAGUUUAAUCACCACUUGUAUCUUGAAGGGUGAGAGGAAGAUAGCUGUUGUUUCAGUGAAAUCGUAAACAAGUGUCAUUUUAUUAUGUUAUGACAUCACACUUUUUGCGACUGAACUGCCAUAUUUUCUUCAGCAAUGAUUACAUUUCCGAGUACCUAACUGGGACAUCCUGAGGUCAUGAAUGAUGCUAUUUAAAUAGUUUGUUUUAUAUCUGUUUAUGAUGUCACAGGCAACAAACUGUGGGAAAUCUGGUAUUGUUUAUAUCACCCUUCUUCUUGGUAUGGAUGACUGCAUUUGUGAGGCUUCAUGACGUUGAUGGAGAUGUGCUGAUUUGCAAAUCUCAUCCCUGUCACAAUUGUUACACUCAGUGGAACUCCACCAAAUAAGCUGUUAUCAAAAUAACACAGAAUUGGAGUGAAUACACUGGACUGAGACAGAAAUACCUGUAAUCUAGCAUCUCCCCUGCCAUUUGAUGAAAAAUCAGCCCUGUGUAAAUGGGUCAUGUGAAGAAUCAGCCUUUAUAAUUGUGCAGCUGUAAGGCAGCACUUUCAACCAUCCCAGAAAUUUUGUUUUAGCUGGAUGGAGUGUACAGUAUUUCAACUGCUACGUUUUGUUAAAUGAAACAUGUAUAUCUUAAAAUGUAUUUGUUUACCAAUCAUUUGGAGUGUCCAUAUAUCCAUACUACAUAGUAGAUCUCUCAAUGGAAGCAAGAACUUAAUAAAUAUGAGAAUGGUUGAGAUCAA